Anguilla anguilla (European eel) is the source of this 3336-nucleotide messenger RNA. Its product is annotated as 5-hydroxytryptamine receptor 1E. The record is from RefSeq and is a predicted model, not a curated record. Gene Ontology annotation, biological process: adenylate cyclase-activating adrenergic receptor signaling pathway. The coding region runs from base 739 to 1896 and encodes 385 amino acids. Gene Ontology annotation, molecular function: G protein-coupled receptor activity. Lineage: Eukaryota; Metazoa; Chordata; Actinopteri; Anguilliformes; Anguillidae. The transcript has 2 exons. Gene Ontology annotation, cellular component: membrane.
AACGUUUUGAGAAAAUAUUUUUGUGGUGUUCCAUGUAUUAGAAAAACACCAUACCACUUUUUGUAUUGUUUUCAUGUAAUGUUUUAGUCUGCUUAGUUUGUACAUAAAGUGACGAAAGAGAUCCAACAGGGCAAUUUACUAAACCAAAUGUGGGUUAUCACUUGGAUCUUGACACCUGCCUUUGCUUACUCCGCGACCAUUACCCAGAAGAAAAUGUAAUGCAUUCAAUCUGGCAAAAAAGUGCCCCCUGGUGUUUGGUUUCUCUCUGAAUUAGUAGACAACCUUGACGUUCCCUGUGAGGAAAACCGCUGCAAGGAGCGCCGGAGAGACUAACCCCCUAAACGCUUAUUGACUGAUUCCCCCCUUUCCACUCUGCAGUGAGUCGAUAAGAGCGUGGACAAUACGCUCAGGUGAGCGGCUCUUUUUCUUUUCGCCGUGGAUUAUUCUAAGAUGCCUGCCAGCUCUGUGAAGGAACACCUGAUGAGUGGCUCAGUCCAUAGCCUCAAGAAGGCACGGAACAUUGCUUAUUAUAUCGUGCUAGCUUCAUAAGUCAUAAACGGGAAACAUUUUUUCUUUAAGAGACAUGCAAAUUCGAAAUGGAUUAGACUGAAAUCAUCUCUUUAAAGUACACCAAGGAAAGGCUGACAGAAAGCCCCCACCCAAACCCCCUCAGAAUGCUUGCAUGUCCCCGGGGAGCAUGACAGCUACACAGGAAGGAUGCAGUGAGCCCUGCUUGUGAUGGAUAUGGAGGCUGAGAUAGAGGGGCUCCUGAGGGACAGCUUUGGGGCCCCAAACAUCACAAAUUGCACGGGGUCCCUUGGAGACGGGCUCGGGGCGCGGCUGUCGACCGAGAGGAUGGUAGCGGUGGUCUUCUUGGUGGCGCUGACCCUGCUCACCACCCUGAUGAACGUGGGCGUCAUCACGGCCAUCUGCACCACCCGAAAGCUGCACCUGCCCGCCAACUACCUCAUCUGCUCGCUGGCCGUCACGGACUUCCUGGUGGCGGUGCUGGUGAUGCCGCUCAGCAUCCUGUACAUCGCCAGGGGGACGUGGUCGCUGGGCUGGGUGGUGUGCGAGGCGUGGCUGAGCCUGGACAUGACCUGCUGCACCUGCUCCAUCCUGCACCUGUGCGUGAUCGCGCUGGACCGCUACUGGGCCAUCACCAACGCCAUCGAGUACGCCCGCAAGCGGACCGCCCGCCGGGCCGCCGUCAUGGUGGCCGCCGUCUGGGCCCUGUCCGUCUUCAUCUCCGUGCCGCCGCUCUUCUGGAGGUGGAGGCGGGGCCCCGGUGCCCACGGCCACGCCCACUCCCGCUGCGUCAUCGAGCACGACCACGUCGGCUACACCGUCUACUCCACCUUCGGGGCCUUCUACAUCCCCAUGAGCCUCAUCCUCCUCCUGUACUACCGGAUCUACAGCACCGCCAAGACCCUGUACCAGAAGCGGGGCUCCAGCCGCCACCUGAGCAGCCGGAGCACCGACAGCCAGAACUCGCUGGGCCACUGCCGGGUGGCGCACACCUGCGUGUCGGGCCUGUCCUCCUCCUCCGACCCCGCCCUGGAGUUCGACCGGCUCAACGCCGCCGCCCGCUGCCCGUCCUUCGAGGCGGAGGCGGACGGAGCGUGCGAGAAGAGCCAGAUCUGCUCCUCGCGGGAGAGGAAGGCGGCCCGGGUCCUGGGGCUCAUCCUGGGGGCCUUCGUGCUCUGCUGGCUGCCCUUCUUCAUCAAGGAGCUGCUGGUGGGCCUGCGCGUCCUGCACCCCUCGCCCCCCGUGUCUGACCUCCUCACCUGGCUGGGCUACAUCAAUUCGCUCGUCAACCCCUUGCUCUACACCAGCUUCAACGAGGACUUCAAGCUCGCCUUUAAGAGGCUGUUCAGGUGUAAGGAGCACGUGUAGAUCUAGUGGAAAAACUGUGACAGGGCUCAGGACAAUGAACAGUUAGGGAACUGGUUAUAUGAUGCAGCUGCAUUCUACUCAAUAUUUUCAUAGCCAAGCUUUCUCUUUUUUUCUUUUGAAGUAAAACUGUCAGUAAAGACUGUUGUUUCCCCAGGGUGACACAUGAAUACAACUCUGUAUAAGCCAGGAAAGUAUUCGGCCUUGAGGCUUGACUAGGAUUUUUUAAAAUACGUAAGCACAAACACACAGUCAAGAAUCCAUUCAAUUUUUUAAAAUUAAAUGCCGAAACUUCUUAGUUAUGUUGUUGUGUGAUAAUGCCUCUAGAUGUUGCUUUUAACAGGAAAUCAUAUUAAUUGCCUCUUAAUUGCCAUUGUUGAUAUCAGGCAGGGGUCAUGCUAAUGGUUUUCAAUGGCACUGAAGUCACUAUCAGGCUCAUUACUCAUAUACUUUUAAUUUCUCAUAAUAAUUUGUACGCUGCCAUUUGGCUUAAUUUUAUCUCUUAUCUUUUAUCUUUUUUUACAUUUGUGAAAAUAAAUUAAUAAAAGCAUUUGCAUAAUGUUCUUAAUGCAAAAGAAGAGUUACAAAAUUCUAAUGACAUCAUUAUUAGACAUGCAAAACCACAUUUCAUAAUGUCUUGAAUCACUGAAUCUUUUUAAAUAGCAGUUUUGCCUGAACAAUAACUGAUAUAUUAAACAUUAGUCACUGAAACAAAAUUUGAUGUGCCAUUGAUUAAUCAUUCCAACAACCUGUGCACUCAGGAAUAAUCAAACAUGCGAUUCAUUUUUUGAAAUUUAUGUAAAUCAUUGAAUCGAAUCUGAAUGAUAAAUUAUGAAUGAUUAUACAAGAAUUUAACAGCAAGGUUGCUCCAGUGGAUCUACUUGAUCAUUUACAUUUAGCCACAUGUUUUCAUCAAGAUCAUAUGAUAUGUCUUCAUCUGGGAAAAGAUGGGAGUAGUCUUCUUGCAUCUUUGGGAAAAUGUUCUUGCAUGAGACUUUAAUUCUUAAUCCCUGAUGUGACAUCAUAACACGCUUCAUGCAUUGCCUGAUGUCGUUGCUAUCAUAUACCUAUCUCUUCUAGGUGGAGGAAACUUCCAUAGAGGUAAGCAAUGCAGAGGAAUGGAUCAUAGCCAGCUUGUGUUUGCUUUAACAUGGAAGUAUUUAUUACAAAAGAAGUAGGACCAAGUAAAGUUGUCAGGUUAUUAUUGCUACUUCUGUAGAACUACAGGUUAACUGAGACUGAUAUUGCUAUAACUGUUUGCUUGUCUUUAGGUUUUGAAAAUAAUUAGUACAUUUAGUAAUUUAUGGUCAGUGUACCUCGGAAAUAUGCUGUAAAACCAGACUACGCUGCACAUUCCAUGUUAACUUGCAAGUUCUCUGAAGAUAUGUCCCAGUGACAGAAGCUACUAUUAAUAUCUGCAGGGUCACUUGGACAACCAGCCAA